AGUGUAUAGUGAUAGGCAUGUAAUUCUUCUGGAGAGUGUUAUAUUUUUAAUUGAACUAAAUUCAGUUUGUUUAAUUGGAUCUUUAGUUAGAUUUUAAGAGUCCAAGAGUCCAGAAUCAAUAAGUGAAUAAAUGAAUCCCUUCCUGUCAUUAAAACAAACAGAGCCAGUAGGAAAUGGCCUUUGUGUUACGGUAGUAGUCAUGCUGCCAUGUUUCUUCCUCUGGUACUGCGUUAUCUUCUAUUUAAAAAUGAAAAUGUAUGUUUUGAAAGAGCAGUCAUACACACUGCCUCACCGGCAUUUAUUUUGAAAGUCCAGACAGGAAGUGAUGUGUGUUUACUGUGGUCGCCUUGCUCGCAGGUAGCCCACACACACCGAGUGUAGUCAGCGGCGGUGUGUAGUGAUCGUUUGGCCCACGUACGGUACAUAAGCUGAUACGUUCGAGGCGGAGGACGAACCGGGUCCAUGUCACAUCUGUCCGGAGGCCGAGACCGAGAGAGGAACCGGGACAGCGCGAGCCUCCAUCCGUCCUCGCGUGGAUAAUCAGCGCUCAGUGGGUCUCGCGCUCCUCUGGAAACAAAGCGAGGCGAACCGAAUGCGGAUUUCUGAUUUCUGAUUUCUGAUUUCAUCUCCGGCUCCAGUUGUUGGAGGCAGCGGCGACACCGCACUGUUGAUUCAGACAGCCGGCUAACACGGCCUGCUGCGUGGAGGAGGAACACCGGAGGAACGUGUGUUCGGUACAAGAACUGUUGAACGCCGAGGAGGAUAGAGAUGCAGCAUUCAGAGGACUGAGCCUCGACAUGGAAGCAUGAAGCAGGAUCUCGCAGCCAUGAAGACGCCGCUGCCAUGCCGCGUUGAGCUGGGAAUAUCUGCACCCACGGCACCAUGUUUAGCGUGAGCUCACCAGCAACGAUGCCUGUCCACCCUGGGGAAGAAUGGUUCACUCCGGUACUGUUCCCCUUCCAGAGGCAGGGGACAUCAACGCCAGUCUCUGCUGCCUCGUUACGGCACUGCUGAACUUUUCUGCGAGGCCGUCAAUGGAGAACAUCUCCAUGGUGAACGUUUCCCUGGGCUCCCGGUCGCCCGCGGAGCCAGUCACACCGACAGCGGAGGCCCCGGAGAGCCUGCAGGGCGUCGGCCUACCUCUGCAGGUCUUCUUCUGCUUCAUCAUGGUCGCCAUCCUGCUUCUGGCACUGUUGGGAAACGUGGUGGUGUGCCUGAUGGUGUACCAGAGAUCUGCAAUGCGCUCGGCCAUCAACAUCCUCUUGGCGAGCCUGGCGUUCGCAGACAUGAUGCUGGCCAUCCUGAACAUGCCCUUCGCUCUGGUUACUGUCGUGACCACCAAGUGGAUUUUCGGAGACGUCUUCUGUCGAGUUUCGGCCAUGCUCUUUUGGUUCUUUGUGAUGGAGGGCGUGGCUAUACUGCUUAUAAUAAGCAUAGAUCGUUUUCUUAUUAUUGUCCAGAAGCAAGAUAAGCUGAGCCCACAGAGAGCUAAAGUGCUCAUCGUGGUCACAUGGGGACUCGCGUUCAUUUUCUCUUUCCCCCUGGCUGUUGGUUCCCCUCCCCUUCAGAUCCCUCCUAGGGCCCCUCAGUGUGUGUUCGGCUACAGCGUUGAGCCUGGUUACCACGCCUAUGUAUUGAUAUUAAUGCUAGUCUUCUUCUUCAUACCUUUCAUGGUCAUGCUGUACACAUUUAUGGGGAUCCUGAACACUAUCCGCCACAACGCCAUCCGCAUCCACAGCCACACAGACAGCAUCUGUCUGAGCCAGGCCAGCAAACUGGGCCUGCUUAGCCUCCAGAGGCCCUUCCAAAUGAAUAUAGACAUGAGCUUCAAGACCCGUGCCUUCACCACCAUCCUCAUCCUCUUCUCCGUGUUUACAGUGUGCUGGGCACCCUUCACUGCCUACAGUCUGGUAGCUACCUUCAGUGACGGAUUCUACCACAAAGACAGCUUUUUUCAAAUCAGCACAUGGGUCCUGUGGUUGUGCUACCUCAAGUCAGCCCUCAACCCUCUCAUUUACUACUGGCGGAUCAAGAAGUUCCGCGACGCCUGCCUUGAUCUGAUGCCCAAGUACUUCAAGUUUCUUCCUCAGCUGCCGGGCAACACGAAGAGGCGCAUACAGCCGAGCGCAGUGUAUGUGUGUGGAGAACAUCGCUCUGUGGUUUAAAGGAAAAAUCCACCCUCAGACACUUCAACACUGUUCAAAACACAUCUUUACAUAAUGCAUCCUUCAGGUCUGGGCCUGUUUUGUUGUUUGGUGGUAUACUUCUGACAAAUAAAAGAGCACUGCAUUUAAAAAAUAGGCCAGAGGUUGCGUUGGUGGAGGAGUGUGGCCAGAGGCUGAGAAAAUAAAAUAUAAUCCAGGAAGUCUGAGUCUCAAGGCUUAUCAGAUACCAAACAUCUGUGCACCAGGGUUUAAAACACUAUGAAAUCUGAUUUUAAAAUUGAGCUAUGAUAUGUUUUUGAUACCUUACUUUAGAAAUAUAAAUGCUAUUUUCUACAAAACCAUUGUUUCAUUUCAAAGAAGCCAAACUACUCAAUGUCUGAUUAUAAAAAAAUAUUCUAUAAGAAGUUGACAGACUUGACACUAAAAGGAAUUGAUGUUUGAUAUCCAACCCUACUCUUGAAAGUUAUCACAGCAGUCAUUUUCUCCUCUAUCAUGACGAUAAUGAGGUAAAAAGUAUGCUGUUAUCAUUGUAGAAGAGUGUACACUACAUAUUUGUUGGGCAGUGCAUUGCCAGUUGACAAUGCGUUGUGGCUAAAGUUGAGGCUGGGUUGACGACUUUUUGGCCGGAGAUCUCUGACGAAAUCUCUGGCUGUGUUCUAAUGUAAAGCAAUAUGGUCUGACUUUACAUUUUGCACCGAGGUUCAACAGUAAUCAGGGUGUGUAUGAACACUCUCAGUAGGUCAUGGGGUAUCAAAUUGACAAAAGUCAGCUGGAGUCACCACAGUAUCACCUGGAGUCACCACAUUGACCAAGCUGUUUUGGCAUUUUCUUUCCAUUGUGAAAUCGGAAGACCUUGCAUGUAUCUGUUGGGUUCAUUUGAUUCUCACUUAAUAUUUUUAAGACCUGAAAUCUUGAUUUAAAAAUUUGAGCUUGUCUUGUAGGCUACACUGGAAGUCCAGUUUGAGUUUGUGAAGGUUCUUUCGUUCAGGUCAUUGUAUAACGUAGAUCUCAGAAACCAAACAGGUACAUUUGUCUUUGAUUUAGUUUUUGUUCCUUAUCUCCACCAACAGCAGCUUCGGUAGGGCUGGUGUUUAAUACCUGAGUCUUGGUACCAGUAUCAUAGCAAUGCUUUCUUUGGUAUAAUUCCUUGUAUAUUCCAAACACAAGAAACCAUGCAAGAUUUUUACCUAAACACAGUCAAAUUGGCAAAAUGUUUGUCAAAGUCGACAAUAUUUAUCCCAGCUUUUAAUACUUGACAGUUUGUUAUACUUGGUUUCGUCAACACAUUGCUUUCAGUCCAGAAGAUGAUUCAAUUUGAUACCCAGCUCUACUCAGUAGACCAGAAUACAAUGUAGCAACAAUACAUUUCCUGAAACCAACCUUGAAUGAAUUUGCUGUUUUCUUCUUAUUCUAUCACUUUAGCUAUCGCUCUGACUAGACACACACAACACAUUUCUUCUUUGAGAGCGAUACAAAGUCAUUCUGGGUAACUGAAGAAACCUUUAAGUGAAGUUAGCUAAAGGAAACUGUAAAAUGAAAUUAAAACUUUGAAACUCCAAGAAUGCACUGAAUGGCACAUACUGUGUGGGAGUACAAACGGGUGAAUUUUUCCUUUUUAAUAUU
Larimichthys crocea (large yellow croaker) is the source of this 3788-nucleotide messenger RNA. It is a transcript of the gene gpr63, whose product is annotated as G protein-coupled receptor 63. Gene Ontology annotation, biological process: G protein-coupled receptor signaling pathway. The transcript is spliced from 2 exons. Gene Ontology annotation, cellular component: membrane. The record is from RefSeq and is a predicted model, not a curated record. Bases 933 to 2165 code for a protein of 410 amino acids. NCBI's taxonomy places the organism in Eukaryota, Metazoa, Chordata, Actinopteri, Sciaenidae. Gene Ontology annotation, molecular function: G protein-coupled receptor activity.